AGAGGCGCCACUCGUUGCACUGAAUACAAGGCCACUUAAGCUUAACAGCAUGUUGCAAGAUCAUUCCGUGUUGGCCUCCUCUCAAAAUUCCGAACGUAUCGAUUCACCCGCCACAAGCCAGCAACUUCAACAUUCCCAGCAAGACCCGUCCCAGAGUCCCUGGGAUGUCCUGUUUGCCCGACUGAAAGACCACCCGCACAACCCUGAGGGAUGGAAGAAGCUCGUGGACCUCGCCGAGGCCCCGGGCCCGAACGGUGUCGUUCAGCUAGAUAGGGUGAAGGCCACGUAUGACCGCCUGCUGGAAACGUAUCCGAAUACCGCUGGCGCGCAAAUCGCGUACAUCAACCACUACAUGCAAAAUGGCCAGCAAGCGACCGUUGAGCAGCUGUUCAAACGUUUUUUGCCUACCUCGCCCGCCGUUGAGCUGUGGCGGCACUACAUCGGUUACGUGAGGCGUCUACACUCGGGAUCAGAUCCAGGAGCCCGAAAAAUCGUCGCAGACUCGUACGAGUACGCGCUGCGCCACAUCGGUCAGGAUAAGGAUGCGGGUGAGAUGUGGGCGGACUACGUCACCUUCCUCAAGAUGGCGCAACCGACCACACCUCGCGAAGAGCAAGAGAAGAACGACGCCAUCCGGAAGGCGUACCACCGCGCCGUGAAAAUCCCGCUCGAGAACGUCGAGCGGCUGUGGUCCGAACUGGAGAGCUUCGAGAACGGCCUGAACCGGACGACGGCGCAGAAGUUUAUGACCGAUCUCCGGCCCGAGCACAUGCAGGCACGGUCCGUCUUGCGCACGCUGCGCGGGCACCUCGCGACGCUGUUGCCGCCACCGCCGCCGAGCGGCGUGAGCGGUCGGACGAGCGUCUGGCUGCCCAGCGUGCCGACGUUCGACCCCGCGCAGAGAGCGCUCGUGGGCGCGUGGAAAGCGUAUCUCAAGUGGGAGGAGAGCAAUCCAUUGGCGUUGGAGGAGAAAGAUCGGGCGGUGCUGGAGGCACGGUUGAGGGGCGUGUACAGGAAGGCGGUUGUGCGGAUGAGAUACUUUGGCGAGAUCUGGUUCAUGGCGUAUACGUGGGCCAAAGGCCUUACCACCGGCAAGCAGGACGAGCCGAUAACUUGGUUAGAAGCCGGCAUCAAAGCGAAUCCAGCGAGCUUUUUGCUCAACUUUGCAUACGCCGAGGCGAUGGAACUCAAGGGCGACUUCGCGAAGGUGCGCACGACGUUCGAAACGUUCCUCAACGUCCUGCGCGCCGACCUGGACAGCCUUAAAGCCCGGAUCGAUGCCGUUUACCCACCGGCCGCGAACGGGGCCGCCGCCGGCGCGGACACGACGCUCGCCACGGAUCCGAAUACGAGCGUGGGCGCGAACACGACGAUGAACUCCCAGAACACCCAGAGCUCGCAGGGGUCCACGACGAGCACGCCGGAUGAGGAGUCGAAGCGGAAGGAGCUCGCGGAGAAGCGGACGGAGUACGGGCUGGUGUACAUCAUGUACAUGCGCUUCUCGCGCCGGGCGGAGGGACAGAUGCCGUGGCGGUUGAUCUUCAAGAAGGCCCGCCAGGACUCGUGGACGCCUUGGGAGGUGUACGAGGCCGCUGCUCUCAUGGAGUACCAUUGCAGCAAAGACGUCGCCGUCGCCGGAAGAAUCUUCGAAAAGGGAGAGGAGCUCUUCGGGGACGAGAUCGAGUUUGUGACGAGGCAUUUGGGCUUCCUCAUCUCGAUCAAUGAUCAGAACAAUGCCGACGCGCUGUUCAAGAAGGCGGUCACCAAGUUUCCCGCGGAUCGCGCCCGCCCGCUAUGGGAGCGCUGGGCGCGAUAUGUAUACCAGUUCGGUGACCUCCCCAGCUCCCAAGAGCUCGAGAGAAGGUUCGCGGAAGUCUAUCCGAACGACCCUCCGAUUAAGCGAUUUGCCCAACGCCAUAUCUACCUUGGCACUGACGCCAUCGCCGCGCGCGACCUCGGCUUCGCCAUCGCACGCCAAAACAACCUGUCCUCGAACUCGAGCGGCAGCUCGGUUGGCAAGGCCAACCCGGACGCGUCGUCUGCGUCGAUGGCGCCCCCGCCGGCCAAGAGGGGGGCGUCGCCGGAUGGAAGGAGGCGGGACGAGCCGCCACCGGCCAAACGCCAGCGUGGGAGCCCGCCGCCGAGGGACAGGGAGAGAGAGCGCGAGCGCGAGAGGGAGCGCGAGAGGAUGGAGAGGGAGCGGGAUAGGGAGAGGCUGGAACGCGAUCGCGAGAGGGAAAGAGAGCGCAGGGCGGCGCUGGCGCAGAUGCCGCCGCCCCCGGCGAGGAGGUACGCCAGCCCGGCGGGGAGGGAGCGCGACCAUGGCAAGCCGCACAGGGAGGUGCAUGUGCCGCCGGUCAUCUCGUGGUUCGUCGGAACUUUGCCCCCACCGGCGGCGUUCGACGGUCCUGUCUUCAAGACGGACGACUUGAUGAGCUUGUUCAGGAACGCGAUCAUACCCAGUUCGAACUCUUCUUCCGCUGGGCCGCCGCCGCCUCCACUACGCGACGCAAGCCCACAUGGAAUGCCUCCACGCCGAGCACGACCACCACCGGAUUAUACAUUGGGCGGGCGACGGUGGUGAUACCACACAAAAUUAUGGACAACCCAGAGCAUGCAUUCUCCUGCAUAUACCUACGUUCCUUCUCUGCUCUUGAUGCUACUUUCCAUUAGGCGUAAGACGUUGCACCCAUGCUUCCUCCGCAAUACAUACUGUUUUUC
Molecule: messenger RNA, 2721 nt
Organism: Punctularia strigosozonata HHB-11173 SS5
Lineage: Eukaryota; Fungi; Basidiomycota; Agaricomycetes; Corticiales; Punctulariaceae
Product: Suf-domain-containing protein
Exons: 8
Coding region: 50-2584 (844 amino acids)
Biological process (GO): mRNA 3'-end processing
Cellular component (GO): nucleus
Molecular function (GO): mRNA binding; protein binding
Source: RefSeq, a predicted model, not a curated record